CCGGAGCUGGAGCCGCGGGCGGAGGGUCCGCGGGGGCCGGCGGCCCGCAGCCGGCGGAUGAUGAGCUCGCUGCUGUUCGGGGAGAUGGCCCUGGCCCUGGGCUGCCCGCCGGCCCCGGCCCCGUCCCCGGCCCCGGCCCCCCCGGGCUGCCCGUCCCCGGCCCCGCCGGCGGCCCCGGCCCCCGUGACGGCGGCGCUGCGGGACGACCUGGGCUCCAACAUCCACCUCCUCAAGGGGCUCAACGUGCGGUUCCGCUGCUUCCUGGCCAAGGUGCACGAGCUGGAGCGGCGCAACCGGCUGCUGGAGAAGCAGCUGGAGCAGCAGCAGAGCGAGCGCGACCGCCGGCUGCGCUACAAGACCUUCUCCCGGGAGCAGGCCGUGCAGACGGGGCCCGGGAUCGGGAUCGGGAUCGGGACCGGGACCGGGACCGGGCCCGACCCGGACGGGGCCCCCCUCUCCUCCUCCUCCGCCUCCUCCUCCUCCGCGCCGCCCUCCUUCCCGCCCGGGCCCGGCCGGCUGCCCGGCACCAUCUGGAGCUACCGGCAGGUGCGGCGGACGGGCGGCGGCGGGCUGGAGACGGUGCAGGGCCCCGGCGUGUCGUGGCUGCACCCGGACGGCGUGGGCGUGCAGAUCGACACCAUCACCCCCGAGAUCCGCGCCCUCUACAACGUGCUGGCCAAGGUCAAGCGCGAGCGCGACGACUACAAGAACAAGUGGGAGGAGGAGCUGGCCAAGCGCAUGAGUCUCCAGUCCAUGGUUGAAACACUCCAAGAGGAGGCCCAAGAGGCAGAGGCCAUCCAGGAGGAGCUGAAUGAGAAGAUCGAGAGGCUGAAAGCAGAGCUCGUGGUGUUCAAAGGCCUGAUGAGUGAUCCCAUGACAGACCUCGACACAAAGAUCCAGGAAAAGGCCAUGAAGGUGGACAUGGACAUCUGCCGGCGAAUCGAUAUCACAGCUAAGCUGUGCGAUGUUGCGCAGCAGCGGAACUCAGAAGACGUGUCCAAGAUCUUUCAGGUGGCGUCCAAAAAGAAAGAGCGCAAGGUCACUUCGGACGAAGACCUUCCUGAGCAGGAUGCAGAAGGCAACAGGUUCUCGGAUGAUGAAGUGGGCUCCCUGAACAUCACCGAUGAAAUGAAACGCAUGUUUAACCAGCUGAGGGAGACCUUUGACUUUGAUGAUGACUGUGACAGCCUGACCUGGGAGGAGAAUGAAGAUACCCUGUUGCUGUGGGAAGACUUCACCAACUGCAACCCAUCCAUAGAACUGCAGGGAGAGCAAGAGGAAAACCUAGGCAACCUGAUCCACGAAACAGAAUCCUUCUUCAAGACGAGAGACAAGGAAUACCAGGAGACAAUAGGCCAAAUUGAGAUGGAGCUGGCCACCGCCAAAAGCGACAUGAACCGACACCUUCACGAGUACAUGGAGAUGUGCAGCAUGAAGCGGGGCCUGGACGUCCAGAUGGAGACCUGCCGGCGGCUCAUCAAGGGCUCUGCAGACAGAAACUCUCCGUCCCCCAGCUCCGUAGCCAGCAGCGACUCAGGAAACACGGACGAGAUCCAAGACGAGUUGGAUCGAGAGGCGGGGGUGGAGCCGAUGGUCAGCUGA
Tachyglossus aculeatus (Australian echidna) is the source of this 1602-nucleotide messenger RNA. It is a transcript of the gene IFFO2, whose product is annotated as intermediate filament family orphan 2. The record is from RefSeq and is a predicted model, not a curated record. Lineage: Eukaryota; Metazoa; Chordata; Mammalia; Monotremata; Tachyglossidae. Bases 58 to 1602 code for a protein of 514 amino acids. The transcript has 9 exons.